AUGGCACAAACAACCAUUCACCACGGUCCAUCCACUUCCAUUCCAUCCGGUGCCUCACCAGGCCUCCAAUUUCUCAAAGGGUUCCUCGCCGUUCUGGACUCGCUUGAUCCAGACCAGGUCCAGACCCUAACAAACUUCCUCACGCCUGAUGCCGCGUUUGCCAUCAACGGAGGCGCGCCCGUGCCUACGGAGCAGGUCCUGUCUAUGCUCACCAUGCGCGGGCAGAAGCUCGCUCGGUUCGGCCACGAGGUCCAUGUGGCCUGGGACAUAGAGAGCGGCGCGGGGAGCAGGACGGUCAUGUACGAGAGCACGAGCGUCACGGUGUUCAAGGACGACCCGGCGGCGGCGGAGAUCAGGGUGCGCGAGUUCAACAUUGUCGAGCUCGUGGGUGGGGGGCAGGACGGGGCGAGCUGGAAGGCGAAGGAGCUGAGGACUUUCAUGGAUGCUAGUGCGGUGUACAAGCAUGCGCAGAGCCUACAGGCGAAAGCCGAUUGA
Messenger RNA from Phaeoacremonium minimum UCRPA7, 495 nucleotides. RefSeq lists its product as hypothetical. The record is from RefSeq and is a predicted model, not a curated record. The transcript has a single exon. NCBI's taxonomy places the organism in Eukaryota, Fungi, Ascomycota, Sordariomycetes, Togniniales, Togniniaceae. The coding region runs from base 1 to 495 and encodes 164 amino acids.